CCAUCCUAGGGAGGAUCAUACAGACUGCUCCUCCUGCCGUAGCCCUUAAACAAAUGCAACAACAGUAACAACAUGGCUAGAGUACUUAUUAGAUCAAGUUUUGCAAGAUUUACUCCUGCAUCAUUAUCCUUCCGGCCCAAGACAACUUAUAUUGUGCUGGUGCCAGAGAAUCCUAUCGAUACCCCAGAGGACAACGCGUUGCUCCGUACUAAUGUUCUGCCACAGUUUGAUCAACUCACCCCAGAGAAAUGUUGGACUGGGAUUGGCAAGCUGGCACUAGAAUACGAAUCCGGAGUUUGGGCAAUGGAAGAGAAAGCCCAUGACCCUAAGAAACCAAAAACCUUUGAUAAUAUUAUUGGAGAGUUGGACAAGUUAGAGUCUCCUUUGAAUACUGCAUGGAGUAAUGUGAAAACACUGUACACUGUUAAAAAUCAUGAAAUGAAUACAGAUGCAUAUCUUAAGAUUCAUGAACGAGCUCGGAAAGCCAGAGUACACAAGUUUCAGAGCCUUCCAAUCUAUGAAGCUUGUAAGGAAAUAUAUGUCAAAGAUACAAGUUUAAAUGAUGCUCAGAGGCGAGUCAUACGUAAAUUCCUCCUUGAAGCUCGGCUUAAUGGAAUUGAACUUUUGGAAGAGAAAGCUACCAUUUUUACAAAUGUACUUAAAAAGUUGGAGUCUCUGAAAGCUGAAUUCAGGAAAAAAGUAGUUGAAUCUUCCAGCAGAUUUUCAUAUAACAUACAAGAUUCAAAUAUUGUCAAAGAUUUUCCUGAUGCUUUGUUGAAAAAUAUGGCACGGGAUCCGUCUCAGUAUAAACAAGGUCCAUGGGUCAUUACUCUUCAGCCAUAUGUUUAUGGCAGCUUUUUAGAGCAUUGCCCUGAUGCUGAAUUGCGUCGUAACACAUACCGAGCCUAUAACAUGAGAGCAUCAAACCAUGUUAGUCAAGAUAUUAAUAAUAGUGUCCAUAUUGAAGAAAUUAGGACCUUAAGGGGAGAGCAGGCAUGUCUUCUUGGGUAUGAAAACUUUGCACAAAUGUCUAUGGAAACCAAAAUGGCUGGAAGUGUGGAUAAUGUUAUUUCCAUGAUAGAAAGUCUUUCAGCAAAAGCAAAGAAUGCUCAGAAAAAAGAAAUUGAUUCACUGCAAGAAUUUGCUGAAAGUAGAGGCUUUGACUCUAAGCUGGAGGCCUGGGAUGUUGACUACUGGAGGAGAAAACAGAAAUGUCAUUUGUACAAGUUUGAUAAUUUGCAUCUUGAAGAGUAUUUCCCCUUUGAUCAUGUUUUUGCCAGCCUUUUGGAAAUGUGCUCAAAACUGUUUGGAAUUGCCUUUGAAGAGAUACCAAGUGACAGAGUUCCCACAUGGCACCCUGAUGUUCGGUUUUUCAGUAUCUCGGACAAUACAGGGAAGUACCUCUCAUCAUUUUAUUUGGAUCCUUUCCAAAGACCUGGAGAAAAACUCCAAACUCACCUAGAUUCUGCCUGGUGUCUGGGUUGCCGCAACCGAUCAGAUGUUGCUGGAACUUUGCCUGUAGUUAAUUUGGUGUUCAAUUUUACUCCUCCUGUUUCAAAAGAACACCAGUCUCUACUGACUUUCUCUGAGGUCAUCAUUCUCUUUCAGAAAUUUGGCACUGCCCUUCAGCAUCUUCUGACAACAAUUCCCUACAGUGAAGCUUCUGGAUUGACUAACAUUGAAUGGGAUGCAGUGGAAGUGUGUUCAUAUUUUAUGCAGAACUGGUUAUGUGAACCUAAUACACUGCAGCAAAUUAGUUGCCAUUAUGACUCUGGUCUCCCAUUGAGUGAAUCGGCUAUUCAAGACCUUAUUGCCAGCCAGAACCACAUGGCUGGAUAUGAUCUCUGCUCUGAACUAUAUCUUGCUCAUCUUGAUAUGCAGCUUCACUCAAGCAAGGACUUCUGGCUGGACAUUAUUCAAGACUUGUGGUCAACCUACCGACCAUUUGCAUUGGACAAGUAUGAUGUACAUUUAUGCUCUAACACAACUAUCAUGACGGAUGUUUGGGCUGCUGCAUAUUAUUCUCACCUCUGGUCACGCAUGAUAGGAGCUGAUGCCUUUCAGGCUUUCACAGAGGAUGCUGAAAAUGUCUCUGAAAUGGGUGCUCGGUUCCGUUCCACAUUCCUAUCAUUGGGAGGAGGCUGUCAUCCCAGCAAAGUUUUCCGCAGCUUCAGAGGUCGGGACCCAUCUCCAGAUGCCCUUCAUGUUUUAUGUGGACUUUCUUAAAAAAAGAAAGAGCAACAGAGCAGCUGAUAGAAACUGCACAGAAACUCUCAACCAAAUUAUUUAGGAACUUCUAGCUGUAUAUCACAGGAAUUACUUUAAACCCUUAAACUGUUCAAAUGUAGAUCUACGUUCACGUGCGUAGCGCUCAAACCUUUAUUUUCUCCAUUUGAAAGCAUGUAAAAAAAAGUAGAUUUAUGUUCGGAACGCUAUGCAUGUGAACGUAGAUCUACGUUUGGACAGUUUAAGGAUUAAUAAUUAAAAUUUUCAAGGAUUUUAGUUUUUUCAGUGUACUGUAUUACUGAGUACCGUGCUAAAAUAGUAAGAAAAAUCUGUUAAAAAGCAUGCUCUAAAAAUUAAUGUUAACUUUUUGUUAUCUUGUUAAGAAUUGUGAGUGUAAUAAAUUUUUUUAAGAAUAAAA
Cherax quadricarinatus is the source of this 2644-nucleotide messenger RNA. RefSeq lists its product as uncharacterized. Lineage: Eukaryota; Metazoa; Arthropoda; Malacostraca; Decapoda; Parastacidae. Gene Ontology annotation, molecular function: metalloendopeptidase activity. The record is from RefSeq and is a predicted model, not a curated record. Gene Ontology annotation, biological process: proteolysis.